AUGAAGAAGGGAGAAAGUACUCAGCUUCAGCGGGUAAUAGGAUAUUUCCAUGGAACAAUUGUUUUAUUUAGUAUGAUUAUAGGUGCAGGAAUAUUUGUUGCUCCUAAAGGAGUGUUAAAAUACUCCUCACUCAAUGUGGGAGUCUCCCUAAGCAUCUGGGCUGUUUGUGCUUUGGUAUCUGUGAUUGCUGCUCUCAGUAAUGCAGAGCUGGGGACCACGUUUCCUAGAAGUGGGGCACCCUAUUAUGUCAAAAAAUCUAUUGGACCCUAUAUUGCUUUCUUAUCUCUCUGGGUUGACCUGUUUAACACCCCAGCAGGAAUUGCUGCCCGUAACUUGUUACUAGCAGGAUACAUUAUCCAGCCUUUCUAUUCUGGAUGCUUGGUUCCUGAGAUGCCAAAGAAAUGUUUAGCUUUAGCCAUUUUGCUGUGUUUGGGAAUCCUAAAUGUUCAAGGAGUGAAAGUAGUGACUUGGUUUCAGACUAUCACAACAGUUGUGAAAAUGACAGUUCUCUGCUUCAUAUCUCUACCUGGAAUCAUGCUGUUGGUAAGAGGAAGAAAGAAAAAUAUAAUUAGGUUUGAGAACACUUUUGAUGCUGAAGUUCCAGAUGCCGUGCAAAUUGUAGAAGUCUUUUUCCAAGGACUUUAUGUGUAUUCAGGCUGGGCAAUCCUUACAAACAUAACAUGAGAAUUGAAAAAUCCUACUGAAAAUAUACCUAAAUGUGUGGUUACUGCUCUUAGCCUUGUGACACUGAUCUACUUACCAGCUAACAUUUCGUAUCUAGCAGUCUUAACUCCAGAAGAAAUCAUGGCCUCAGAUGCUAUUGCUGUUACCUGGAUAGAUAGAGUAAUCCCUUCUAUGCAAUGGGCUAUUUCAGUUGGAGUUUCUACCUCAAUAUUUAGCUCCCUUAAUUGUACAAUAUUUUCAAUAUCAAGGAUAUUCUUUGGUGCAAGUCAGGACCGCCAGCUACCUUUCAUCUUCUCGACUCUCAAUAUGCACUCCUGUCCAGCUGCAGCUGUGAUUCACGUACUCAUCUUUGCCUCCAUUAUGAUUAUUGCCACAGACGCAAUCAGUUUAAUAAACUAUGUGGGAUUCACAAUGUGGCUUCAACUUGGGCUACUGAUAGUAGCUUUACUUACACUGAGAAUCCAGGAGCCCAACCUACCCAGACCUUAUAAGGUAUAUUUGCCAUUUGCAUUUGGAACCAUAGCCACCUCUUUGUUCUUAGUUUUGACACCAAUGAUGAAGUCUCCUAAGAUGGAGAAAAAA
Orycteropus afer afer is the source of this 1266-nucleotide messenger RNA. Its product is annotated as solute carrier family 7 member 13-like. The record is from RefSeq and is a predicted model, not a curated record. Gene Ontology annotation, cellular component: membrane. NCBI's taxonomy places the organism in Eukaryota, Metazoa, Chordata, Mammalia, Tubulidentata, Orycteropodidae. Gene Ontology annotation, biological process: amino acid transmembrane transport. Gene Ontology annotation, molecular function: protein binding; L-amino acid transmembrane transporter activity.